Messenger RNA from Brachypodium distachyon (stiff brome), 1654 nucleotides. RefSeq names its product bZIP transcription factor 44. The coding region runs from base 842 to 1297 and encodes 151 amino acids. Gene Ontology annotation, biological process: positive regulation of DNA-templated transcription. NCBI's taxonomy places the organism in Eukaryota, Viridiplantae, Streptophyta, Magnoliopsida, Poales, Poaceae. Gene Ontology annotation, cellular component: nucleus. The record is from RefSeq and is a predicted model, not a curated record. Gene Ontology annotation, molecular function: DNA-binding transcription factor activity; transcription cis-regulatory region binding. The transcript is spliced from 2 exons.
CCCUGCUUCAAUUCCCUUUCCCCCCUUUCUCAGCUCCCUUGCUAAGUUUCCUUCCAGUCCCCUAUAGCUCCUAGUAACAGAAAAAACUGUUUUUUUUUCAUUGCCAACUUGAGUGAGUCUUGGUUGCACGCUUCCUAACCCUGUCCAAAUUGGGCACAAGCCUGCCACCUCAGCCCAAUCUUUCCUUGAACCUCCAACUUUUGUUCCCAAUUCUUGAGUGUUCCUGUAGGGAGGCUCUUCCGUUUUUUUUCCUCUGGUCAUCCUUUUCCAGGGGAGGUUCUGCCGAAAAAUUCUUCUCUAGUGUCCAUUUUCUAGGGGAGGUUCUGUCAAAAUUUCAUCUGCAAUCAGUGAAAUCUCCAAGGGGGGUUCUGUCAAAAUUUGAUCUGCAAUCAGUCAAAUCUCCAAGGGGAGGUUCUGCCAAAAUUUCCUCUGAAAUCAGUCAAAUCUCCAAGGGGAGGUUCUGCCAAAAAUUUCAUUCGCACAUAUUACCAACACUUUUAUCUGGAAACAACACAGAUAAAGAGUUUGUGUUCUUGAUGAUAGAAUAGCAGAGGAGCUAUAGUAGUUUGUGUAGAUGUUGUUGCUGGUCCUCUGGGAGCAUUUCCUCUCCGGUUUUAUGGUCGGCUCAGCAAUCACACGCCUUGUCCAGUCCUUCUCCGUUGUUUUCCUCUACUGGUUCUAUGUUUUCUCUGUAAGUUCCUUAUAGUUGCACCGUUUUGACAAAUCAAGCCUUCUUUAUAUUAUAUAAGGAAGCAAACAUAAUUAAAUCUAACUAGUAGACAAGAAAAAAUAAGAGUGAGGGAAAUUAUUGUGAGUACACAUAAGUUGUCGGAAGGCGAUCAUGUCAAGUGGGACCUCCUUCGGGUCAAGCCUCGGGACUCGGAGUUCCAGGUCGGAGGAGGAUGACAUGGACCUCCAGGCUCAGAUGGAGAAGAGGAGGAAGAGAAGGAAGGAGUCGAACCGGGAGUCGGCCCGACGGUCUAGGGUGCGGAAGCAACAACACCUUGACGACCUCUCCUCGCAGGUGGAUCAGCUGAAGAACCAGAAGCAACAACUCGGCAUGGCACUCGGUGUGACCACCCAAAACCUUGUGGCAGUGCAAACACAGAACUCAGUGAUGCAGAUACAGAAGCUGGAGUUGGAGAGCAGGCUGUGUGCUCUAAGAGAAAUCACCUGCUGCAUGAACUCAAUCAGGAACACCACAAAUCCAGCCACCAUGGGCAUCACAACGGGCAGUGGCUAUGACAUUUUUGGCACCAGUAGCACAUGGAGCCAGCCCUUAGACUUGUACCAGUGAAUCUAGGGGCGAAGAAGAAGAAGAAACGAAGAAUGGCUAUUGUUGUCUUAGUUGGUAGGGCCAGAAGUUAUAAAGUUCCUUUUAAAUCAUGUAGGGCCUUCAUGUCACCAUUGAUUUGUCUCUCCUUCUCCCUCUUGAUUGUUUAUUCGGUUGGUGAACACUGAUGGUAGAAAGGGAAUCAAGAGAGAGGCAUUUUGUACUGGCUCCUGUGAUGGUUGUCUCUAGCAAGAUGUGGACUGGGUGCAUCGUGAUAUGCAAAGUGCUCAUUCCCAUCUUUCAUGUAUAACUAUCUCCUUGUAGUUUCAUCCAUCAUGCUCAAGUAUUGUACUCUCUCCAAUCCAUAUUAAUUGUCUCAAA